Molecule: messenger RNA, 1922 nt
Organism: Lolium perenne
Lineage: Eukaryota; Viridiplantae; Streptophyta; Magnoliopsida; Poales; Poaceae
Product: pre-mRNA-processing factor 19
Biological process (GO): mRNA splicing, via spliceosome; protein ubiquitination; DNA repair
Cellular component (GO): Prp19 complex; U2-type catalytic step 1 spliceosome; cytoplasm
Molecular function (GO): protein binding; ubiquitin protein ligase activity
Source: RefSeq, a predicted model, not a curated record
UUUUUUGCGAAAAUACCCCCAGUAGUCAAACUGAACCCUAGCGGCUAACCCCGCUCCUCCUCCUCCUCGUCGGCGCCACCGUUGCCGCCGCCGACGGAGAACCCGCCGUCUCGAGGUGCCAGCGGCCUGCCGGUACCCUCUCCUCUCCGCAGCCAUGAUUUGCGCAAUCUCCGGUGAGGUGCCGGAGGAACCGGUCUUGUCGAAGAAAUCGGGGCUGCUCUUCGAGCGCAGGCUCAUCGAGCGCUACAUCGAGGACCAUGGGAAGUGCCCGGUCACCAGGGACGACCUCGCCAUGGACGACCUCGUGACAGUGAAGACCGACAAGAUUGUGAAGCCUAGACCUCUGCAAGCUGCAAGUGUACCUGGACUCCUUGGUAUGUUUCAGAAUGAGUGGGAUGCUCUUAUGCUGUCUAAUUUUGCUUUGGAGCAGCAGCUACACACAGCAAGACAAGAACUUAGUCAUGCACUAUACCAGCAUGAUGCUGCUUGCCGUGUUAUCGCCAGACUAAAGAAGGAAAGAGACGAGUCAAGGACACUUUUGGCUCAAGCUGAAAGGCAGAUUCCUAUUUCAGCUGCUGGACCUGCACAUGUAUCUGUUACAAACGGGAAAAGAGCUUUGGAAGAUGAAGUGGGCCCCGAUGGGAAGAGGAUACGCCCUGGUAUUAAUCCUAUCAUGAUCGAUGAAUUAACAGAGUGUAAUUCUAUGCUCUCAGCCCAGCGCAAGAAACGGCAGGUACCUCCAAGUUUGGCACCAAUAGAUGCACUUGAAAGAUAUACUCAGAUCUCCAGUCAUCCCCUUCACAAGACAAACAAACCAGGGAUUUUAUCGAUUGAUAUUGAUCAUUCAAAGGAUAUUAUUGCUACUGGGGGUAUAGACACAAAUGCAGUUCUUUUCGAUAGGCCUUCAGGUCAAGUGUUGUGCACUCUCACUGGUCACUCAAAGAAGGUUACCAGUUUGAAAUUCGUUCCUCGCGAUGAACUUUUGAUAACUGGAUCAGCAGAUAAGACUGUUCGUAUAUGGCAAGGUAGUAAAGAUGGAAGCUAUAGUUGCAGGCACACACUGAAAGAUCAUGGUGCAGAGGUUGAAGCUGUCACUGUCCAUGCUACUCAGAAGUAUUUUGUAACUGCUUCCAGAGAUAACACAUGGUGCUUUUAUGACAUUUCAACAGGGUCUUGCCUCACACAGGUUGGCGAGGCUUCUGGACAAGACGGAUACACCGCAGCAGCUUUCCACCCAGAUGGUCUUAUCCUUGGAACAGGAACAUCUGAAGCUGUUGUCAAAAUUUGGGAUGUGAAAAGUCAGACAAAUGUUGCAAAGUUUGACGGGCAUGUUGGAGCGGUGACUGCCAUGUCCUUCUCAGAAAAUGGUUAUUUCCUAGCGACUGCAGCACUUGACGGCGUGAAGCUUUGGGAUCUACGGAAAUUGAGAAACUUUAGGACUCUCUCUCCAUACGAUCCAGAUACGCCAACAAGCUCUGUGGAAUUUGAUUUCAGUGGAAAUUAUCUUGCCGUUGCUGGUGCUGAUAUAAGGGUUUACCAAGUUGCCAACGUCAAGUCAGAGUGGAAUCUUGUCAAGACAUUACCAGACCUAUCAGGCACAGGGAAAGUGACGUCUGUGAAGUUUGGAACGGAUGCCAAGUAUGUUGCCGUAGGCUCCAUGGAUCGUAAUCUACGUAUAUUUGGGCUCCCCGGAGAUGAGCGAAUGGAGGAGGCACCGCAAUCACCAGAGAAGUGAGUAGAUGACACUCAUUCUUGAUUUUGUUCGCGGUAAGGCAGGCUGACCUGCUCCGUGUUCUCAAAGAUACGACUUGUAAGAGGAGGGUACGUUGCUGAGGGGAAGCAGCCUGUGGGGCGAGCCAGAUGUUUUUGUAAUUCCAACUCAUGUUUUUGUAAAAUGUCAAAGAUUUUCCAGGACUUCGACA